Molecule: messenger RNA, 3524 nt
Organism: Amyelois transitella
Lineage: Eukaryota; Metazoa; Arthropoda; Insecta; Lepidoptera; Pyralidae
Product: gamma-taxilin
Exons: 7
Coding region: 127-1953 (608 amino acids)
Molecular function (GO): syntaxin binding
Source: RefSeq, a predicted model, not a curated record
UCAAAUCCUAAUCCCAAACUCAAAAAUUGAAACCAACCAAACGUAACCAAAUAACCAAAGCAAAAAAUAAGAUUUCAUUUCACAUCAUAUUUUUAGUGUGUAUUUUUCGCCCAUUUAAUUAUUAAAAUGGAAGCGGCCGGUGAAACUGGUCCCAAAGAAAAUACAGACAAUGUUCUACCUGAGAACAAUAACGAUGAGAAAACACCAACACCGCCUCUCCAAGUGGCCCCUAAGAAGUCCAAGAAAGAGGACAAGAAAAAGGACGAUAAAAACUUAGAGCAGUUGAUGAAAUCCCUAAAUUCACUUCCAACACUAGACGAAAAAUUCUCUAUGGUAUGCAAGAAACACGUCCAGUCAGCGGAGGACUUAAAAAAGAUGCAGUUUUAUAUCAAACAGUCAGAUAAACGGUAUGCGAUACUGUUGAAGGAGAAGGAACAGUUGCAACAUGAGUUCAAUAAGACAAUACUCGUGAAAUCAAAGCUUGAAAAUCUUUGUCGGGAACUUCAGAAGCAAAAUAAGGCUAUUAAGGAAGAGUCCCUGCUCAAGAUCCGGGAAGAGGAGGAACGCCGCAAGGAAACCCAGGCGAAGUUUCAGAAUACGCUGUCGGAGAUCACGACUCUUCUACAGCAGAACAAUGAGAAGAAUGCCAAGUUGAGAGACGAUAAUAUAAGCAUGAGCGAGAAGUUCAAGAGUGUAGUGCAGCAGUAUCAGUUGAGGGAGCAACAGGUUGACAAAAUGGCGAAACAGAUGGCUCUAGAAUCUCAAUUGUCCGAGGCCAAGCUUCAAAAGGCCAGUCUGGAACACCAGGCCGAACGGGAGAGGCUUGUAGCGGAAAUGGAACAGCUGAAGGUGACCGUAGCCCAGUACCGGGCUAAGGUCAUGGAGCUGCAGGGAACGGAGACAGCGCUGAGAGGCCAACUGGGAGUGUACACAGACAAAUAUGAUGAGUUUCAGAACGCUUUGGUGAAGAGCAACCAGGUGUUUGGAGGUUUUAAGGAGCAGAUGGAAAAGAUGUCAAAAAAAAUUAAGAAGCUGGAGAAAGAGUCGCUGUCAUGGAAGCAACGAUGGGAGACCUCGCAGACGGCUUUACUGGACAUGUGCGGGGAGAGGCAGGCCAGCGAAGAGAGGGCUGCGGCUUCAGCAAGACAAUUGCAGCAUAUGCAGAGCUUGUGUCGCACAUUGCAGGGUGAACGCACACUCCUCCUCAACACUCUGAAGGAGCACAACAUAGAGCGGCCAGCGUUACCGCCCAUGCCUGCCGUCCCCGCGCCCGCCCCGCCGCCAGCGCCCGCCUCCAAUACUAAGGUCGACGCGAUGGCCGCAAACUGUGCACAGUUACGUCAAAGUCUCGCACAUCUUCAAAGCCAACUAAACGUUCUCACUAACAAUAAAAACGCUAAUGCCAAUGCAAAUGCGACCCCAGAAACCCCAGAGCCGCCCAAACCAGAGAAACAAAAGAAAUCUAAAUCUAAAAAGAACAAAGCUGAAAAACAGGCACAAAAGGCCGCUCAGGAAAAACCUGAAGCUAAAGACGAAAGCGAUGAUACUAAUGCCAAAGAUAGCGAAUCAAAUGAAGCAACCACCAAUGGUAAUGAAGAAAAUAAAGACAGCCCUGUCGAAAAAAUUGAUAGUCCUGUUGAAAAAGAUAACAGCCCCGUCGAAAAAGUUGAUGAUCAAACUCUAGAAACAUUAAUACAAGCCAUCAAUAGUGCAAAUAUAAAUUUGUGCGAUCUGGAAGUUAGCAACGAUGAAAAUGGCACCAUCGACAAUUUAGACGAAAUAGAUAUCAAGAUUAGAAGUGAAGAAAACGGUCAAGUUGACUCAAGUCCUGAAGUUAAUGAAGUCACCAAUAAAAUUAAUGCUGACGUGUCAAUUAUUGAUACAAAAUUAUCGUCAAAUGAUGAGGUGCCGCAGAUAUCUGAAGUAAAGCCUAUAGCUGGAGAUUGUGCAUGAAUAAAGCUUAUUGUAAAUAAUGUUUGAACUUGAAAUUUUUUGAAGAAUUUAGUGUCAAUCGAUGAUGCAAUUUUACAAGUGUUUAGUGUUACGGCCAUAACAUGUGCAAAUUUGGUGCCCUGAUCCGUAAUUAAUAUGACGCAUCUAAUGAUUUUCUCAAUUCAAGCAAUUGAUUUGUUUGAUUAAUUAUGGUUUAUGCGGAUUUUUAUUUUCUUUUUUUGUGAAUGAUUUUGAAGAGGGUGCUAAAGUAGCCUAAUUUGAUAUGUUGGUCUCAACUUUGUUGUGUGAUUUUUGUUUGUUAUUGACUUGAAUAUAUUGGAAUUAGAAGUGCCUAAACCUAAUGUCUAGUCAGGUAUUCUUCAUGGUCGGGCCGAAGCGUUAAUUUAAUGGUUUGGGCAUGAAAAUAGUUACACUUAUUUGAAUAAAAUUUAAUUUUUUUAGAAGAAAUUUGUGAUUGCUUUGCUCUCUCAGUAAUAAAUAUGAGUUCAUGUAACGAGAAUGAGUGUUAAAAUCUUUUCUAAAACUUCUAUUGUUUAAUUACAUUAUUUUUUCCCUUACCAGUGACUCGCCCCAGAUUUACAAAGGUAGCAUUUAUACAUAUACCUUCAUCUUGAAUCACUCUAUCUAUUUAAAAAAAAUCCAUUGUGUACUUUUAAAGAUCUGACCAUGCUAUAUUAAGUAGUGAUACAGUGUAAAUUUUCAAUAUUUACAAAAUUAUUUUCUUUAUUAUAACUUGUAAAUUGCUGUUCUCAAUAUGACAUGGGUUGACUGUUAGAAAGCCAUGCAUCAAGUUAGGGCCAUUGACUUUAUACGUUAUUUAUUGCAAUUUUUAUCGCUCAAUUUACCAUCUUUUUUUUUGUUCUCCUCAUUACCCUUCUGGCAUUCGUCAUUUGUGUUUAAUAAAUAUUCAGUGUAAUUAUUUUUAUGCCUAUCAUUUAACGAAUUAAGUGCGUACGCGCCCGUUAAUGAUUUUUUUUGUGAUUGUCAAUACAAUUUUGUUACAUGUAGUAAGGCAGUAUUUUAUUGACAGUAUUUUGCAUUAGUUUUUAUAAGUUAAUUUUUUUGGCCAAUUUUGACAUGAAUUAACAAUUUGGGGCCAAUCGAAUAAAAUAACCUGCCAUAUUUUAAUGAAACACUGGCUUGAUUUGCUGUUUCUUUGGAAUUGUUUUCAAAUUUUUUGAGAAAGAGCAUUCAUGGUAAAAGUAUUUUGAGAAGUUUUCAGUAAACACACAUUUCUUAUACCUACAUAAUUAAAUGUACUACACGACACCCCGAAUACUUAAAAUAAGCUAAGUUCACAUUUCUUUGUUAAUGUUUUUCAGAAAGAUAAACUGAAACGAUUAAAUAUUAUUCUAACAAAAAAAAACGUGGCUGGAAAAAGUGAACUUAGGCAAUUGAAGUGAUUGUAUUUUGUUACCACUAAAUUGUAGUGAGAAUUUGCCACAAAACAAAGAAGACUGCGUCAGCCAUGGCGGGCGUUGGUGUUCUGUGCAGUGUAGUAUUUAAAAGAGGUGAAGAUUGUGCCCAAUCGUUAUGUAACUUAAGUUUUCUAAAUAAAUCUAGAUUUUGUA